Messenger RNA from Oreochromis aureus, 3508 nucleotides. Its product is annotated as voltage-dependent calcium channel gamma-6 subunit-like. NCBI's taxonomy places the organism in Eukaryota, Metazoa, Chordata, Actinopteri, Cichliformes, Cichlidae. Gene Ontology annotation, biological process: regulation of calcium ion transmembrane transport via high voltage-gated calcium channel. The transcript has 7 exons. Gene Ontology annotation, cellular component: L-type voltage-gated calcium channel complex; membrane. Gene Ontology annotation, molecular function: calcium channel regulator activity. The coding region runs from base 519 to 1382 and encodes 287 amino acids. The record is from RefSeq and is a predicted model, not a curated record.
GUCUGUGUGGGUUCCAUGUUGGCUUAUUUUUGGAUUCACUAAGAAAGUGAGUGAACUUGUUAAAGGUUGACGCUGGACUUUCCUGCUCGUGCUUCAAUGCUGCUUUUCCAGCGUGUUAUAUUGGAUGCAUUAUAAGGAAAUGUCCUUUCUUACUCUCCUGACCUACCUCUACUGAUGUUCAGAAGAUACUCUUCUCAGUACAUCUUCUGUAAUCUGUAAUCGUUUAUUUUUUCCAUGAUGAUUCACUUAGCGGUUUUGUAUCUGUCAUCCAAGCCACCAUUAUUCCUCAGCAUUUUUUUCAAGAGAAGGAUAAUUGGCACUUGUUCCUGCUAAAGACGUUGUAUGUCUAGUUUCUGGUCCCAUUCUGGACAUUUUAAUUGUUUUUCUUUCAAUUUCUAACUAGCCAUUUCCUCUGUUUUUGCUCUACUCUUAAUCUUGAAUUGAAGAAAAGCCCAAAUCGAGUUAGACCACAGACUGGACCCUGCUCAGCUUCCUUGGUAGUUUUAUAUUUUCUCAAAAUGUGGUCAACGUUUUUUGUGACUGACGAGGAGGGCCGCACUGUAGGCCCAGGGACCCCCGGAGUGGCUGGUGGGCCUGUACCAGGAGGACCAGCCCAGGGUGCAGGGGGUCUGGCCAGCCUGAUGAGUGGACGCAGUACAUUUGGUGGGAACAAGCGCCGCAGGACAACUUCAACAGGACAUGCCAUGAGUGAGGCCCAGGAGGGAAAGAUCAAAUUAGCAUUCUUUGUCGCCAUUGUUGGUGUAGUCCUGACAGUCCUUGGGGUCGGGACUGAGUUCUGGGUGGAGCUGGCACCACCGAAGAGUUUCUAUAACAAUCAGACUUGUCUGACAGCCCACUAUGGCCUGUGGAAGGGCUGCACCAAGACCCUGUGGGUGUCUGACAUUGACCCAGAGAGAGAGAGCUGCGGACCUGCUGAACUGGCCGGAGAAUCAAACUGCACGUACUUCAAGUUUUUUACUACAGGGGAAAAUGCUGUGAUGUUUCAGAAGACGACACAGAAAAAUCUGAAUGUGGCAGCAGCAAUGCUGGCCCUAUUCAGCCUGUUUCUGAUGGUGAUGGGUGCCAUCUGCAUCACUAUGGCUCUCAGUAAGGAGAUCCUGUUUUUCCUUAAACCAGCAUCUGUAUGCUUCAUUCUGUCAGGUGUUCUGGUGCUCCUGUCCCUCUUGGUUUUCCACCAGUCUGUUUUGGCUUUUCUUGCCAGCAAUCACACAGUUCCUCUCCACCAUGAGCUCUCCUGGUCAGUAUCGUGUAUUGGCUGUGCGGGGGCUGUCCUCAUUGUGGGCGGGAUCCUCUUCCUGCUGUUGGCGUUGCCCUACAGCCCCUGGCAGAAGUGCCUCCCUCACAAGGACAGCAGUAGCUAGUGGACUGGAGGUGAUGGUGCAUUUUUUCUGCCCCUCUUGUAAGGGGGAGGGUGCAGAGAAGUGAGGAGGUUUCCCAGAGAUGUCUUACCAAAGAGAUUGCUUUUUCUGUCGACUUAGAGCAAUUUUGUUAAAAGAGUCGCUGGUUUUACUAGUGCUUUAGUUACUGCAUUUACCAAAAUAUCCCAUUAUCGUAUCCUAAUUUAGUAAAAAAUAGCUUUAAUUUCUUUCUGUUGCACAACAAGCCAUUCAUUUACAAAGAAUGUGGUGAUCUUAUUGCUCAAAUGUGUGUGGGAAACACUUCUGUAUUGUCUUACUAAUGAUCAUGCAGGCUUUAGAGGCUAUUGUUGUUAAUAAUUCAAAAAUGAUAAAAAAAAAUAAAAGAUGAAAUUUUGCUCCUUCCAACUUUUUUUUUUAAUAUUCAUGAUUUUCAUCCCUAUACUUAAAAUCUGCCACCUUCAAUUUUUAUGAUGCACGACACAUAUUAAAAUGCUUUCCAGUUAAUUUCUCUCUCCGUAUUUAUUAUUCACACAGCUAAUUCACCCAUUAGCUAAUAAGCUUUUAAAAUGACUUUUGUUCUGUGUGUUUACUCUGAGAAAGGUUCUGCUCAUAGAUGCACAAUUGCACAAGCCGAGAGCAUUCAGCAGUUAAAUGUUGUGUUAAUGUCACUCUUGUUUUGCCCCAAAUACAUUUACUGUGGCUACGCUUUGAUAGCUUUCUCAUUUUGUUUUAAAAAGCUGCCUUUCUGCUCAGGUAACGAUACGACCACACCAUCAUCAGAACUGUGUGCUGACUGCCAAUUUGAGAAAGUCAUAAAGUUUAUUUUUAGUGAUGUGUGAAAAAAACCCUGAUUGCCUUUCCUCCUGCAGAGCUGCUUUAUGAUUGCUGUAUGAUUAUUUUUGUUGAUCAUUUGUGUAUAUUGAGAUUAUUUAGAAUUACCUGCAUAACCAUGAAAAUUACAAUUAUUUGCAUUUAAUUCAAAACAAAAACACUUUUGUAAACUUAAAAAGAAAAGGCUGCUAAAUUAUGUAUUUACUAAUUCCAAACUUAUCAGUAAAGUAUAAUUGGUACUGGGACAGGCUGUAUCCCUCUGAAUUGGAUAAGCAGAAGAAAAUGGAUGGAACAUGCUUUUAAAAAUGGUUUUCAGUUUUAUUUUUUAAAUGCCAAAAAGGGAUCAUGUUGCGGGUUAGCCAUGAAGCUUCUGCAGCUGAUAUGAUGCAAUAUCGCUAUUGCUACUUGGUUCACUGGAAAACAUUACAAUUUCUGCAGUAAUCAGAAAUGGAAAUUAUAGUAAGAUCAAAGCUUGUUUGAGUAUAUUUUCAAGGUCAUAUAUGAACCUACAUAACUUUCCAUAUAUAUAGCUGAUAAAAUAAAUGAUCACCAUUCACUAUAUUCAAUGUAUAAAUAUAACUUCAAGGAGACAGGUCCAUCCUGUUGUACUAUUGUACCAGUACAAAUACAUUACAAUAAUAUAUAUAUUUAUAUAUAUUUGGCUGUUAUAAAUGUAGCGUAACACUCCUGUCUUGUCAUCUUCAUCACAUGCAGAUACAACAACACUGUAAGAACAGUAUUGGUUUGACAUUUUAAAUGUAAGUGCAGUGGGGACUACACAGCUGCACUGUGUUAAAUCAGCUGCCAGGUUUUUACCUUCAAGGUUUUUCUCGGAUGAUUUGUGUUAAAACAAAGUGCUUCUCUGCCUGAACGGAGGGUGAACUGUCGCUGCAACUUUUUUGAACUGAAUCGACUGAGUAUGAACGAGUUCAUUUUAUUAUUAAACAUCACAUGAAUAUUUAAUGUCGUCCUCUAUCAGGUUCCAUUUCUCUCCUAUUCUGCACUCUCAACACGCUCUUGGCUUACAGUCGCUGCCUCCACAAUCGCUGCUUUUAUGAACUGUCCCACUUUACACCUCAUGACUGAACUGACUGUUAACUAUUUCUUGUUUUUGAUUUAUGUAUGUUUUGUUUUUGCUUUGCUUUACUUUUGUUUCAUAUGUUGUUUGUUUAAUUUAAGACUAAAAGAAAAUUAAAUGAAUGAGAGGUAAAACUUGAGGGGGUAGGGACAAAUAAGUAAAUACUUCUGCCUACUCCUUUUCAAACAAAUAAUGGAAUGAUAUUUGGAAAUGAUUGUGA